AGCGUUUUGUUGGAAGCCAUUAUAUAUAUUUUUUACUUAUUUAGGACGAUGUGAAGCAGGUCCUCUUGGGUCUCUCUCUCGCUUUUCCCUCCCUCGGAUAAUCACUGUGAAACAGUGGUAGAAAAAGAAAAAAAAGGAAAAGAAGGAAAAGGAAAAAGAAUUACAGACACUGAAUAAUCAACAGGCCAUGGCGGUUGUUGAGAAUGCUUCGAAUCAAGAUGCGGCUGCAGCAGCAGUAGCAUCAAACGAUCAGGAUCAGUCAAAGCAAAACCAUGUUCGGUCAAGAAUCGAUCCGAGCUUACACCAGAACGAUCAGGGGUUGUACAACAAGAUCGGUGGUCCCCAUCAUCGAUCCAACGGCGGGGAUUUGCAGAGGAGCAAUGGUGGUGGUGGUGAUGAAGUUGGGGAUAGCUUCAAGAGAGAUAUGAGAGAGUUGCAGGAACUAUUCUCUAAACUUAACCCCAUGGCUGAAGAGUUCGUGCCUCAUUCACUUGCCAACCAUGGACUUAAUGGAGGGUUUUACACUGACAACUCUUUUUUGCAUAACAACAAUAACAUCACAAGGAAUGGCCAUGCUAAUGGCAAUGGUGCUGGUAGACGGAAGAAAAAUUUCAGUCAAGGGAAACGGAGAUUGAACAGCAGGACAAGUAUGGCCCAGAGGGAAGAGAUUAUCCGUAGGACUGUCUAUGUUUCUGAUAUUGACCAACAGGUCACUGAAGAGCAGCUUGCAGGUUUAUUUGUGAGUUGUGGGCAGGUGGUUGACUGCCGCAUAUGUGGCGAUCCUAAUUCUGUACUACGUUUUGCCUUUAUUGAGUUCACUGAUGAAGACGGUGCACGGGCUGCUCUGAAUCUGGCAGGGACUAUGCUUGGAUUCUACCCAGUUAGGGUGCUGCCUUCGAAAACAGCUAUAGCACCAGUUAACCCAACAUUUUUGCCGAGGAAUGAAGAUGAACGCCAGAUGUGUGCAAGAACUAUCUACUGUACAAACAUUGACAAGAAGGUUACUCAAGCUGAUGUUAAACUCUUUUUUGAAACAGUUUGUGGGGAGGUAUACCGCCUGAGGUUGCUGGGGGACUAUCACCAUUCAACUCGCAUUGCUUUUGUUGAGUUUGUAAUGGCUGAAAGUGCGAUUGCUGCUCUCAACUGUAGUGGUGUGGUUCUGGGGUCAUUGCCCAUAAGGGUAAGCCCAUCAAAGACCCCAGUUCGGCCACGUGCUCCUCGCCUUCCCAUGCACUGAAUCAUCUUGGCGCUCCGAACUGAUUUUAGUACCAGUUUAUAUAUAUUUAAAAUACAUACACACACCCAUGUAAAGAUGUUUCCCAUGUUGAUGGUCUGCCUGUUUUAUAUAUAUUGUCAUCCUCCGCUGCUAUGCCUGGGGGCAUUGUUACUAUAGGAGUCAUCUUUUGUUUAUCCUUGCAACUUGCAAUACAUAGAGUUGGAUGGAACUUCGAGGCUUUGAAAGAUGUUAUGCAUUAUUGCUCACUAAUGUGGAUUGGGUCUGUCCCAAAAUUAAACUUCUCUUUGCACUUUUUGGUAAUUAAAGGCUAUAUGACUGAUGAAGUGGUUCUUUAGUA
Theobroma umbraticum is the source of this 1574-nucleotide messenger RNA. It is a transcript of the gene CID11, whose product is annotated as CTC-interacting domain 11. NCBI's taxonomy places the organism in Eukaryota, Viridiplantae, Streptophyta, Magnoliopsida, Malvales, Malvaceae. Gene Ontology annotation, molecular function: RNA binding. The record is from RefSeq and is a predicted model, not a curated record.